Messenger RNA from Mangifera indica (mango), 1630 nucleotides. Its product is annotated as tRNA pseudouridine(38/39) synthase. NCBI's taxonomy places the organism in Eukaryota, Viridiplantae, Streptophyta, Magnoliopsida, Sapindales, Anacardiaceae. The coding region runs from base 84 to 1394 and encodes 436 amino acids. Gene Ontology annotation, molecular function: pseudouridine synthase activity; RNA binding. The record is from RefSeq and is a predicted model, not a curated record. The transcript is spliced from 15 exons. Gene Ontology annotation, cellular component: nucleus; cytoplasm. Gene Ontology annotation, biological process: tRNA pseudouridine synthesis; mRNA pseudouridine synthesis.
UUUAGUCCAGAAAGGCAAAGGCUCAUCUCUCAACCCUUCGUCAUUCAAAACAGAGCAAGAACAGUGACGCAAAGCAAUCCACCAUGUCAGAGGACAAUCAAGAUCUCAUUUCCAGUUUACAUUCCCAACUGCACCAUCUGCAAACCAGAGUUAAGGAAUUAGAAGCUGAUAAUGCGAGGCUACUAUCUCGACUCUCGAAUUGUCGAUGUGAAAAGAUAGAGGAGAAGCUUGAUGGUUCUGUUCUAGAUACUGCAAAUUGGAUUGAGAAAAGCGGGAAAAUAGACACUGGAGGUUGCCAGCUCAGGAAAAAGAAAGUAACUGAGAAAAUGCCAGGGAUUGUAAAUCAUCAUUCCAAGAGAUAUGUUGCUCUGAAAGUAAUGUAUUUUGGUCAGAGGUUUUAUGGUUUUGCUUCAGAAGCACAAAUGGAACCAACUGUUGAGUCGGAAAUUUUCAAUGCUCUUGAGAAAACCAGGCUUUUGGUUGCUGACAAGAAGGAAUCACAGUACUCGAGAUGUGGCCGAACAGAUAAGGGGGUUUCCUCUGUUGGGCAAGUGAUUGCUCUAUAUUUAAGAUCAAAGCACAAGGAAAAUAGGACAGAUUGCAAAACUUCUGGAGAAACAGCACAACAAACUGAAGGGGAGAUUGAUUACGUAAGAGUGCUUAAUCGAGCCCUUCCAAAAGAUAUUCGAAUUAUCGGCUGGUGUCCUGUUCCAAUUAAUUUCAGUGCAAGGUUUAGCUGCUUAAGCAGAGAAUAUAAAUACUUCUUUUGGAGAGAAAAUCUAAAUCUCUUGGCAAUGGAGAGUGCAGGAAAGAAAUUUGUAGGGGAACAUGACUUCAGAAACUUCUGUAAGAUGGAUGCACUAAAUGUACACAACUAUAGGCGGCAUGUCACCUCAUUUGAAGUUUCUCCUUGUGAUAUGAGGUAUGGAGACAAUCAACUUUGUGCCAUUAAAAUUCGAGGUACUGCUUUUCUAUGGCACCAGGUCAGGUGCAUGGUUGCUGUCCUGUUUAUGAUUGGCCGAGGUCUUGAAUCUGAUGAGGUGAUAGAUGCAUUACUGGACACUGAAAGGACUCUGAGGAAACCUCAGUAUAUCAUGGCUCCUGAGAUUCCAUUGGUUCUUCAAUCCUGUGAAUUUGAUGAUCUCAAAUUUACUUGUUCAUUUGAUGCGGGACAAGCUCUGCUUAUGCAUUUGCAGAAUGAAUGUCAAAUGUAUCAACUCCAAGCUGCAAUUUAUCAUGAGGCACUUUUGAGUUGUUUGCCAUUAGAUAAUGAUCUGAGUUUAUUGAAAAAUGGAACAAACAAGAAGAAGGCUUCCCAUGUGUCCCUUUUUUCUCGACCAACUGAGCCAUCAUAUGAAGAGCGACGUGCUAAAUUUGACUCAAGGAAAAGUUGAAGAGCUUAUUUACUUACAGUUGGAAAAGUUGAGGAGCUUAUUUACUUGCAGUUUGAGUUGACCUAUUGAAGUAUUCUCGGUGUACUAAAAACGUCAUGUUUUCCAAACCCUAAUCACAAAGUGGUUAAGGUAUUUGUUUAAACUGAGAGUUGAAGGGUUUCAGCUCUCAUUUGAUCAUUUAUUGUAAAAUUUUAUCAAGUUUGUUGUUUAUCAAAUUCAAAGAUUGUUGUUGUUUA